Messenger RNA from Nothoprocta perdicaria, 1708 nucleotides. It is a transcript of the gene ZFYVE19, whose product is annotated as zinc finger FYVE-type containing 19. Gene Ontology annotation, biological process: mitotic cytokinesis checkpoint signaling; abscission. Gene Ontology annotation, molecular function: phosphatidylinositol-3-phosphate binding. The record is from RefSeq and is a predicted model, not a curated record. Gene Ontology annotation, cellular component: centrosome; midbody; cleavage furrow. Lineage: Eukaryota; Metazoa; Chordata; Aves; Tinamiformes; Tinamidae. The transcript is spliced from 11 exons. Bases 1 to 1263 code for a protein of 420 amino acids.
AUGGCGGGCCGCUGCUACGGCUGCGCCGCCAGGUUCACGCUCUUCAGGAAGGAGUGCGGGUGCCCGGGCUGCGGGCGGGCCUUCUGCGCCGGCUGCCUCCGCUCCAGCGCCGCCGCUGCCCGCUGCGGAGACGCGCCGCAGAAGCUGUGCCAGCGGUGCCGAGGCAGCCUCGCCGGAGAGGGAUCUCAAAGCAGCUCAGCAAAAUGGUCACCACCGGCGAACUACAAAAAGCGCGUGGCAGCUUUUGAGGCUAAGCAAAACCAGCCAAAAGGGCAGCAGAAGGCAGCGGUGAAACCAUGUCAAGCAGGCUCUGGAUACCAAGGACUUUCAAAAGAAGAUAGAGCUAUUGCAGAGAGACUGGAGAGGCUCAGGGAGGAAAGGAAACCCAAGUCCAUCCCUUCUGAGGCCGAGAUCGAAGCGAGGCUGGCUGCACUGAAGGAAGGCUGCCAGCGACCUGCCCCAUCCAUCCAGGAGAUGGAGGACCGUUUGGCCGUGCUGCAAGGGAGAGUGCCUCCUUCCCAGGCUCCCAGAGCAGUGCACCAGCCCCCUGAUAGCAGAAGCCUCACCCAGCAGACAGAUGACCUGUUAACUCAGCUGACUGAAGAAGUUGCCAUUGAUGAGCGUUACACUCCAGAAGUCCCACCUCAAGCUGCUAACAGGCAAACCUUGAAUGAUCUCAGUCGGGAAAGCGAAGGUGGCCUUUGCCCAGCAAGGCUGGAUCCAAAACAGCUAGAAGAAGAGAAGAAUAAACUUUUGGCAGAGGCCGCUUCUGAACUGCGGGAAGAGAACACAAGGCAGGAGAAGAUCCUGCAAGUUGCCAAGAGAUUGGCAGCACUUAGAGGCCAAGACCCAGAGAAAGUUACUUUGGAAAACUAUAAUCUCCCGGACAGUGAUGAGGAGGUGGAUGAAGAGAAAGCCAUCCAGAGAGUGCUAAAACAGCUUGCAGAGGAAGCAGCCUUGGAUGAAGCAAGUGGCUUCAAUAUUCCUCCAGAUCAGAAGACCCAGCCAGGAUCCCUGCAACACAACCUACCUAAAAAGGCAAAGCAAAAGAGCCAGGCUUCGGUGGCCGUGGCGCUUCCCACCUCAGACGAGAGUGAUGAGGAGUUACCCUGGUGCUGUAUCUGCAACGAAGAUGCCACCUUGCGCUGCCACGGCUGUGACGGGGACCUCUACUGCCAGCGGUGCUUUCGAGAAGGCCACGAUGAGUUUGACCUGAAGGACCACCACACCUCCCGCUAUCAUCUUCCUCGCAAGCAGAAGUGAUCAGUCUCCUCAAGGGCAGAAAAGGAGCUGGAGAACUGGAGAAGAUGGAGUUGGCCAGAUGGGAAGAGUCAGAGUGGAUUUUCAGCCAAAAUGGGUCAUGUUUUGGACAGUUAAAGGCUGUGCUGUAAUCUGAGCACAGAGGCUUGGUGUGUGUGCAACAGCUAGAGGAGUGGUGGGUUUGUAAUGCGUGCCUGUGAUAAAUGAGGACUUGGUGCAAGGAGAUGAAUAUGAAUCUUAAAAUACAGAAUAUGAGUCUUAAAAUACAGAUGAUAAGGCAAAGUGGAUGGCAGCGAAGAUGUGUGUUUAAGGUGGUUCUGGCUGUCUGGUAAAUAACAUCCUGCUUUCGCUAACAGCUCUCACGUUGGUUCAACAGGCAGCAGAGCACUUUGCACUAAGAGAACUGUUUUGAUCACAUGUCUGAUCACAUGACUAAUGAGAAUUUCCA